UCGCCCGGAAAGGGUUCCCGCUUAGCACUCGAUCUGUUGGUUCUCCACCGGUCUGCUCCGGGGUGUGUGUGUGUGUGUGCGUGCGUGGUGGGAUCGAUCUCCCUUUUUUGCGACCAUUGUUUAAGUGUUUGCAGCUCAAACGAAAAACCAUUAUCGGAAACAUGUUCUGAAGUAACACGACUUGCCUCGCGCGUAUGUGUGUGUAUACGUUUAGUGCGCACUCCGUAAGUGUCUCCGUUCCAGCACAGAGCGUCUACGUCGGCACUACUACUCGGAGUGUUUGAGGGCUGCCAUUACGUACCGUGAUCGCGCCGUCGGUGUUCGCCAUUCAAAAGGUUCGUCGGCUACGUGCGCAUUGAAAUCGAUUGAUCGAAAUCGACACGCGGUGCAGUGCACUGGCUCGGUUCUCAGCGCUGGUCGUCGGUCUGCGUGUGUGCCAGCGCCGGAAAGUGUCUCACGUUGCCGCCGUGCGUGUCUUACGAAUUUUUUUAGCAGCCCACCACUACACCCCGAGCCGAUGCUGCUGUCGUCGCGCGCAAACAUGAGGCUGCUCUGCUACGCACUGGUCACCCUGGUGACACUAGUUACGGUGACCAACUGUGAAGCGAAAGCAACCCACAAGGUAACGUGCGCCGAUGACACGAUGCGAGUGGACGUCGCCCUGCCGUCGAGCAACUUUUCCCAGGAGUUCGUGUAUCUCGAUGGCAUGAAAGGCUACCCGGAUCCCAAGUGCCGGCCAGCGAUACGCGAAAACCUGGCCGUGUUCGAGCUGUCCCUGACCAACAUCUACGACUGCGGGGUGACGCGUGUAAUCAACCAAAUUACGGGCAAAAAAGUGUUCUACCAUCGGAUCAUUGUCGAAGGCGAACAGGAGUCGGGCAAGGAGAUCGUGAGCGUGAAGUGCAUCACGGCCGGGCCGAGCUACAACGUGACGACUCACGGUAUCGUCAAGCGAGACGUGCUCCCGCCUGGCUUCCAGGAACCGGAGGACCUCGAAAUAACGACCUCCAUCACGGAGAACGCUCCGGAACCGUCGCUCGGAAUCGCCAUCCGGCAGGGUGACAAACUGGUGUCGGGCGAUCUGAACGUCAGCCCCGGGGCGCACCUGCAGAUGGAGAUCUUCCUCGAUAACCGUUCGGCACCGAUCUACGGUCUCGGGGUGAACUACAUGCUCGUGACGGACACCAAGUACCAGGAGGAGACCAUCAUCUUCAACGGCUGCUCGGUGGAUCCGUAUCUGUUCGAAAACUUCAACACCAUCGACGGUGACCUGCUGGCGGCCAAGUUCCGUGCGUUCAAGUUUCCCGAAUCCACAUACGUCCAGUUCCGCGGAACGGUCAACGUGUGUGUGGACCGCUGCAAGGGUGUGAUCUGUAGCAACGGCCAGACCGCCUUCGGGCGCCGUAAGCGCGAAGUGAGCCAAGUACCGGCCGAUCCGAACAAAAUCUACGAAGUGACGAUGACCACCUUCAUCAAGGUGAACUACGACGAGAACGCUGACCAAAAGACCGUGUCGGAGAUCGAUCAGAAGAUACGCCAGCUGAAGCUCACCAACCAGAAGCUGGCCCGGAACAGCCGUGCGGGGAACGUGUUUGAAAGCAUUCACGUUCCGGCGCGUGCACCAGAUGCGGACCAAUCGGCGGUCAUGUCAUCGCCCGCCCCGGCACCGCCAGUGGCCGACAACGAGAACGCUAAGGUCGAAGAAACGAUCCUGUUCCGGGAAGUGAUCACCCGACAGGAGGCAGCGUUCGACGAGGGUACCACCGAUGAUGCCAGCGGAGCCAACCGGCGGAACCAGCAUCCGGUUACUCUCGCGGCCGUUCUACUACUUCUCGGUGCGGCGCUAUCUUCUUUGCGCCAUUGAAAUGCCACGAUCAUCACGAUUUCUGCAACACCACGAUCAUGGCGAACUAACAGAAUCGAAACCCGCGCAAUGCAGUGGCACUUCCGUACGGCGUAUCUCGUGCAAUUGUGGAGCAGAUCGGAAUCGGGUUGAAAUCGUUUGGAGCGGAGAACCACGAACACAAGCAAUGUAAAUAGACUAAACUAAUCGGCACGAAAAGCUUCUACGGGACAGCAGCUUUUAGUUUUAGCAGGCAGCUUUUAGACUUAUAGGCUACGCCGUUGACAGUUGGCCAGAGAGUACGACAAAUUAGUGACUAACACAUGCGACGAACGUUGGCGUUGUUUGAAAAACGAGGAAGGUGGCGUUCGGCGGUGCACAUGUAAUAAUUUAUCACCACCCACUGACGAGAAUGCAUUUUCACCGGUCAUCGAUUCGAAAUCGUUUCAAACCCGAGCGGGAGGAUAACACAGAAACCGGUGCAAACGGUGCAACCGGAAACGAGCGCGUGGCUUAACUUUUAAAUUGUAACAACGCAACGCACUUGCGCAGCUUAUAGGGUAGGGAACUGAUCGGUGGUAAAGGGCUGUGCGAUCGCAAGCAGCACCUUUGGCGCCGAGUACGAUAAGAGUAUGCUAGUCUAAUUACGGUUUAACUGAGCGGAGCAAAGAACUGAAACUAGAGGGAAAGAGAGAGACGAGCGUAACACGUUGGAUCUAAGCGACCAGCAGGGCUUUGGGGUUUAGUACCAGGCAAGACAUCAGCGAUCGGUGCGUAAGAUUUGAACUGGAGCACGGUAUCACACGGUAGAAAAAAGAUUGCUUUCCACUACUAAUCUUACCGCCAGUGGCGAAAACGCGGUCAAACGGCAAGAGUAGCGCGCGGUGGCGCUGAAACGUGCCUAGAUGCGACCGCGCUAACUUAUCGACUAACGGAAACAGAAAUGUGAAAAACUUUGGUGAACACAAGCGAACUAGACAAUAAAUCUAACAGUA
Messenger RNA from Anopheles cruzii, 2838 nucleotides. RefSeq lists its product as uncharacterized. The transcript has 7 exons. Bases 518 to 1864 code for a protein of 448 amino acids. The record is from RefSeq and is a predicted model, not a curated record. NCBI's taxonomy places the organism in Eukaryota, Metazoa, Arthropoda, Insecta, Diptera, Culicidae.